Molecule: messenger RNA, 1441 nt
Organism: Puntigrus tetrazona (Sumatra barb)
Lineage: Eukaryota; Metazoa; Chordata; Actinopteri; Cypriniformes; Cyprinidae
Gene: kcnk7
Product: potassium channel, subfamily K, member 7
Exons: 3
Coding region: 224-1390 (388 amino acids)
Biological process (GO): stabilization of membrane potential; potassium ion transmembrane transport
Cellular component (GO): membrane
Molecular function (GO): potassium ion leak channel activity
Source: RefSeq, a predicted model, not a curated record
UGGUUACUGUUUGUAUCUUCACAGAAACUCUCAUGGGUUUUAGAGGUCGGGUAGGUGUCAGAAUCUUUAAAUGUAACUUUAAAACAAAGUUCUGUUCUGAUGCCAUUGACCAAAGACAGUCUCCAGUGAACAACUUGAUGCAGCUUCGGCAUUUGAAAACUUUGGUUCUGGUUCUGUUCUACCAGCCAGGCGAAGGCUGAUCCCGUUGCAUUAAACUUUCAGCAUGGUGUUGAACUCUCCAUGUCAGAGCCCAGGUUUGGUUACACACGAAGCCACACUGAAGCAACACACAAACAGAACUAGCUUCACAAUGGCCAUUUUUGCCGAUAAAGCCCUGUCUUUCCUACGCGUUCACGCGUUCGCGUUCAUGGUGAUGUCGUAUGGCCUCUUCAUCGUCGUCGGCGCGGUUGUUUUGAUGACACUGGAGCAGCCCGAGGAGAACUCGCUCGUUCGAGAGGUCCGUGAGCUGAAAGCUCGUUUUUUGGCAGAUAACCCGUGCGUCGAGGAGAGCGCUUUAGAUCGCUUGUUGAUCAACGUGCUCUCUGCGAGUAAACGCGGCGUGGCCACGCUGGAGGCCGCCAGCGACGAACGCAACUUCGACUUUACGUCGUCGCUGUUUUUCGUCGUUACCUUCCUCACGACCACAGGUUAUGGCACCACUGUGCCUCUUUCGGAUGAAGGCCGUGUGUUCUGUGUCAUAUACUGUCUUUUGGGCAUACCCCUGACCCUGCUGCUGCUGUCCAGCCUCACUCAUGCCCUCCUGCCCUGGGUAACACACACCCCCAUACACAACCUCCAAGUCUUCUGGGGUCUGUCUCGCAACAAUGCUGCGUUGCUGCACUGCAGCGUUCUGGCCUUCUGCACAGCGACCUUGUUUUUUCUUCUGCCUGCUGGUGCCCUCUGCCUGCUGGAGAGCGACUGGAAUUACCUGGAGUCGCUGUAUUUUUGUUUUAUCUCACUUAGCACCACAGGGCUCGUUGACUACCUGCCCGGCAGGACGCAAAGCCGGGCGGCACGUCAGUGGUUGGAGUUUGCAACCUCUUGUUACCUGAUGCUUGGACUGAUUGUCCUGCUUGUGGUCAUGGAAAGUUUGUGGGAACUGCAGCAGGUUCAAGCUGUUCUGCGUUUUUUCGCUGGACCGCGGCAGGGUGAGCUGAAGGGGGUGGGUUUGGAUGAGCUUGUGCUCGGUGGAGACAUGACAGGUGCAGAGGAGGAACCUCAUUACACUCUCCCUAUAUCCACCAUCUCCCCAGCUUUCACAGACUCACCUGCCACUCCAACAGUGGAGCUGCCACAAGUGUUUGGCCUGACACCCAUAGCAGCCACCAAGGAAGAUAUUCCCCCAUCACUAAGACCAGAUCUAGCGUGUCAAUCCACUUCCGCUUCAUAACUGAUACAAUGGAUCUGGACAUUAUAAAAAUAAAUAAUAUACAAGAAUGAA